AUGCAGCCCUCAUUCUUCGUCCUCAUUUCCUCUGCAGUCCUCGCAUACGCCGCUCCUACGGCCGUAUCUCUCCAAGGUGUCCAGCAAAGCGCCACGGCAUACAUGCAGGCUGCACAGGCUAACGGAUGCAACUGGGUCGCUUGCAUCUCUUCACUUGCAGCUUACACGGCGGCUUGUGGUGCUGCCGCCCUGGAGGGUGGUUUGAACCCUAUUGCUGACAUUGCUUGCGCUGCUUCUAUUGGCAGUACCGGAACUGGUCCAUGCACGUCUUGCUUUUGA
This is a messenger RNA of Pochonia chlamydosporia 170, 279 nucleotides long. Its product is annotated as fungal calcium binding protein domain-containing protein. The record is from RefSeq and is a predicted model, not a curated record. NCBI's taxonomy places the organism in Eukaryota, Fungi, Ascomycota, Sordariomycetes, Hypocreales, Clavicipitaceae. The coding region runs from base 1 to 279 and encodes 92 amino acids. The transcript has 4 exons.